This is a messenger RNA of Emericellopsis atlantica, 1849 nucleotides long. RefSeq lists its product as uncharacterized. The transcript has a single exon. Gene Ontology annotation, molecular function: gamma-glutamylcyclotransferase activity. The record is from RefSeq and is a predicted model, not a curated record. Bases 260 to 1393 code for a protein of 377 amino acids. NCBI's taxonomy places the organism in Eukaryota, Fungi, Ascomycota, Sordariomycetes, Hypocreales, Bionectriaceae.
AACCCCAGAGAUCUCUUUAAAUGGAUCUUGGCGGCGUUACGUGUCCCGCAAUUAUUCAGCAGCACCCCUGCUUCGCACCCACUUUCCCACACUCCGCCGUGAUGAGCAAUCAUCUGUCUGACUCUGACAUGCGCCGCCGAUGGCCCGUCCUUCAAAAACAAGCCCGUCGACGGCCCGUCAUUGUGGCCAUCAACAUUCACUCUCUUUCACCUAGAAACCAACACUGGCGGCCUUGCUCUCACCAACCCCAGUCCGAAACAUGUCUCGUCAACGCUCGCCGCAUGCUGGCGCUUCGACGGUGCAACCGGACGAGGUCAAGAGCGCCCACUACAACUCGCCCGCGCACGCUGCGAAGCCGCCGCAAACGCCCAUCGAGCGCCUUACAGAGAACCUCAUGCAAGAUGAUUCCAAUGAGAAUCUAGAGGCGGACUCGGGAACCAUUCUUUACCUCGCAUAUGGAUCGAAUCUGUGCGAAGAAACCUUUCGAGGCAAGCGAGGCAUCCGCCCACUCUCCGAAGUCAACGUUUCGGCGCCGACCCUUCGCUUGACCAUGAGCUUGCCCGGCGUACCGUACGCGGAGCCAUGCUUCGGCAACGUUGCGUUCAGGAAGCUCCCCGAGAAGCCCAAGCUGCCAGACCAUCCGAAACUCCCAUUCGACCCUCCCGCUUACUCGAAAGGACAAUGGGAUGGAGGGCUCAUGGGUGUCGUGUACGAAGUGACAAAGGCGGACUACCGCAAAAUCAUGGCCACGGAAGGCGGAGGUUCGGGAUAUCAAGAGAUCUUCGUGCCUUGCGUCCCUCUGCCGCCUUCCGCUUCCAUACCGGAGAAACCACCGCUGCCCGAACUGCCGCGACCGUUCCUUGCGAGGACCCUAUACGCGCCUUACCUACCACCCGAUGACCCGAGCCGGUCAAAUUGGUGGAAGAGACUGUUCUCGGGGACACGCCGCGAUGACCCGGACUAUGCGCAGCCAAGCGCUCGCUACAAGAAGCUGAUCACUGAUGGCGCAGAGGAGCAUAACCUCCCCGCUGCGUAUCAGGAAUGGCUACACUCGUUGCAGCCGUACAUGGUCACGUCGACGAGACAAAAGAUCGGCAAGCUCGUCCUGAUGGCGACGAUUGGACCCAUCUUCGUGACCUUUAUGACCUUGGCCAAGUACACAGCCGACGAGAACGGCCGGUACCCGUGGAUUGUUGGGCAGACCAUGACUCUGCUUUUCAGUUCCACCUGGAUUUUGUACGAUUGCAUUUUGAAGCCGUUGUUUGGUGAUGGCGAGCAUACGCAGGACAAGGAGGACGAGGGCCAACCGGCAAUGAGGAAGCGACGAUUGUCUAUAGGCAAGCCUCAGCCAGAUGAAGAGAAGACGAGUCUUCUGGAUGGCGAGGUCAGCUAAGACCUCGGCAUUCAGGGUGGGCAGCGCUAGACCUAUACGUAGACCUCGUACCUAUGAACACCAAUUGACCAGUCCAGCUUCACUUGUGACAAAUGACUUGGCCACAGGGACCUGGAUAAAUGUAGUGCGGAGACCCGAGGGGUUCACCAAGACAAUCAGCCCGCUGCAGGGCAGAUCAGGGGUGGGAUUGUCGCAUUGCAGUCAGGGGUGGGAUUGUCGCAUUGCAGUCAUGUUAGCGGUCAUCCGUCUUGCAUGUGACAAGGAUUUCUGUUCCUGGCUCAAAGCGUCCUUCGAAAAGAACGUGAAUCGCAUGUGAAGGUGGGAUUUCCCGCGGGCCACCCUUCGGGGGACUCCGCUGGCAAAGGGACCCCCUGGCUAGCGGGCGUGUGCUACCGUAUAUGGCAAGCGGUGAGGAAAGCUGUUGAGGACUGGACCGUUUUCUGCCAUUUGGUCUAG